Messenger RNA from Grosmannia clavigera kw1407, 1014 nucleotides. RefSeq names its product isoflavone reductase family protein. Lineage: Eukaryota; Fungi; Ascomycota; Sordariomycetes; Ophiostomatales; Ophiostomataceae. The record is from RefSeq and is a predicted model, not a curated record. The coding region runs from base 1 to 1014 and encodes 337 amino acids. Gene Ontology annotation, molecular function: oxidoreductase activity. The transcript has 2 exons.
AUGUUUCGGUACGCCAGAAAUCAGCCCGCCGGCUUCAAAAAUGCCAUUGAGCGAGUUGCCAUUGUCGGAGCUGGAGGUACUGUUGGAUCGCACAUCACCGCAGCGCUCCUCAAAACUGGAAAGCACACUGUAAAGGCCCUCAUCCGCAAAGACAGCAAGAACAAGCUGCCCGAGGGUGUCCUGGCCGCUCCAAUCGACUACGAUGACCAGGCCAGCAUUGUUGCUGCCCUGAAGGACCAGCAAUUCUUCAUUGUUUCCGUAAGCCCCACAGCACCCCGUGACACCCACAGCAAGCUGGUCCAGGCUGCUGCCAAGGCGGGCGUCCCUUACAUAAUGCCUAAUGGCUAUGCGGGCGACGUGGACAAUGUCAAGUUUGGAGAGGACACAUUGCUUGGGCCGGUGGCCAAGGCGCAGCGGGAUGAGAUCGAAGGGCUCGGCAUGCAUUGGAUCAACGUCUGCUGUGGAUUCUGGUACGACUACAGCUUGGCGGGAGGCGAGUCUCGUUUUGGCUUCGACUUUGAUAAGCGUGCCCUUACCCUGUACGAUGACGGCAACACCAAGAACUCGACCUCGACAUUGUCUCAGGUUGGACGCGCCGUGGCCAAAGUGCUGAGCCUGAAGGAGCUGCCCGAGGACGAGAGCGACAAGAGCCUUUCUCUUUCGCAGUUGUUGAACAAGGGCGUGUAUCUCACAAGCUUUGUCGUCAGCCAGAACGACAUGUUUGAGAGCGUCAAGCGUGUCACCGGCACCAAGGAUGCUGACUGGACCAUCACCCAUGAGGCCUCCAAGAAGCGCUACGAGGAGGGUCUGGCUCAGGUCAAAUCAGGCAACAUGGCUGGCUUCGGAAAGCUUCUGUACGCGAGAGGAUUCUUCCCAGAGGAUCCGAGCAACCUCUCGGCCAAGGCCCAGAACAAGCUGCUCGGCUUGCCGAAAGAGGAUUUGGAUGAGGCGACCAAGGCUGGUGUAGACUUGGUCAAGGUUUUGCAGGGCCGUGCUGAGCGUAUGGCAAACUAA